Molecule: messenger RNA, 291 nt
Organism: Suillus plorans
Lineage: Eukaryota; Fungi; Basidiomycota; Agaricomycetes; Boletales; Suillaceae
Exons: 1
Coding region: 41-274 (77 amino acids)
Source: RefSeq, a predicted model, not a curated record
AUUCAAUAUUCAAUGUUGAGUUCAUCAGUGUGAUAUCAUUAUGUCCCAGUCCAAUGUUCAAGUCGCCUCAUAUAUAUUCUUCGUCUGCGGUUUCCUCUGUACACAUUCCACUUGCGCCUUCCACUUCUCUGACGGUCGGCUUGUCGCAGAUGAUGGCACCUCCCAUGUGUCCUGUAGUUCCUUUGUGGCGGCCCAUGUCCAGACACUGAGAUUCAGGUGUAGAUCUUCGCAUGCUCGUGCACAACAAACUUCGCGACCGCAAGGCUUGCCAUAAUGUCGUCUCGACUAAGG